Molecule: messenger RNA, 1375 nt
Organism: Uranotaenia lowii
Lineage: Eukaryota; Metazoa; Arthropoda; Insecta; Diptera; Culicidae
Product: isocitrate dehydrogenase [NAD] subunit beta, mitochondrial-like
Exons: 1
Coding region: 76-1191 (371 amino acids)
Biological process (GO): isocitrate metabolic process; tricarboxylic acid cycle
Cellular component (GO): mitochondrion
Molecular function (GO): NAD binding; magnesium ion binding; oxidoreductase activity, acting on the CH-OH group of donors, NAD or NADP as acceptor
Source: RefSeq, a predicted model, not a curated record
UUGAGUCUUGUGUGCGUGUUUUGGUGAGCUAUCGUUAAUCUUUCUAAGAUUUAGAAGUGACCAUCCGAUUUAAUAAUGUCUUCGAUAGCGGGGAACUUCAUCUUCCGCAACCUAUUCCGGGCAUCAUUUCGUGAAUACAACACGAAAGCUGUUGGGACACCUACGAAGGAACUAAGCAAGGAUGGGCGCGUCACUUGUACCAUGAUUCCUGGUGACGGCGUAGGACCGGAAUUGAUGUACUCGGUCUCCGAAGUUUUUAAAGCUGCCGAUGUUCCGGUGGACUUCGAGACGCUGUUUCUCUCGGAAGUCAACCCGACGCUAAGUUCACCCCUGGAAGAUGUUGUACGUUCGAUCAACAGAAACAAGGUCUGCCUGAAGGGUAUCUUGACGACACCCGAUUACAGUCGAACCGGCGAGCUGGAAACGUUGAACAUGAAACUACGCAACGAACUGGACCUAUACGCAAAUGUAGUCCAUGUGGUCAGUUUGGAAGGUGUCAACACUCGCCAUAAGAAUAUCGACGCCGUAAUUAUUCGCGAACAAACGGAGGGAGAAUACUCUGCUCUGGAGCAUGAAACCAUUCCGGGUGUUAUCGAAUGUUUAAAGGUUAUCACGGCUAAGAAGUCUUUGCGGAUUGCCAAGUUCGCUUUUGAUUAUGCAGUCAAGCACAACCGUAAGAAGAUCACUUGCGUCCAUAAGGCCAACAUUAUGAAACUGUGCGAUGGGCUGUUCGUAAACAAAUGCGAAGAAAUUGGUAAAUUGUACCCUCGCAUCAAGUUCGAAAAGAUGAUUGUGGACAACACCACGAUGCAGCUAGUGAGCAACCCAAACCAGUUCGAUGUGAUGGUGGCCCCGAAUUUGUAUGGGAAUAUCAUAGACAAUAUCGCUUCCGGUCUAGUUGGAGGUGCGGGAGUUGUUGCCGGUGCUUCCUACUCGGCUCAGCAUGCCGUUUUUGAACCUGGUGCACGCCACUCUUUCGCUGAGGGUUUCGGUAAGAAUAUUGCCAACCCGACGGCCAUGCUGCUGUGUUCUUCCAAGAUGUUGCGACACGUCAACCUGUUACAUUACAGCCACAUGAUUUUCGAGGCCGUUCAAAAUGUGCUGAAAUCGGGCAAAGUUCGCACCAAGGAUUUGGGAGGCCAAUCGACCACCAACGAGUUCACAAAAGCUGUUAUUAGCAAUUUGCGAUAGGUCAUGAUCUUACAACCGAUUUGGAUUGGAAGCGACAAAAUGCAACAUUAUAAUUUCAACAAAAUAUUCCAUAUUGAUUUCUUUUGUAUAUACCUAUCUACGCAUAUGCCAAAUAGAUAAUAAGGGUAACCACAGAACCAAGAAAAACAGAAAUUGGAAAUCCCAGCAGAAUAAACUUUGAAAA